Messenger RNA from Pestalotiopsis fici W106-1, 1542 nucleotides. RefSeq lists its product as uncharacterized. The transcript is spliced from 2 exons. NCBI's taxonomy places the organism in Eukaryota, Fungi, Ascomycota, Sordariomycetes, Amphisphaeriales, Sporocadaceae. The record is from RefSeq and is a predicted model, not a curated record. Bases 1 to 1542 code for a protein of 513 amino acids.
AUGGCCACAAUCGGUGGAGGGUUCGCAAUCUGGACCGCUGUGGUGGGGUCCGUCACCGUUUUGAACACAGUCAAAGGCUGGAUCCAGGAGCUGCGACAAUUUCAAAUCGAGGUCCGCAGGGGUGAACAAACGUUGGACGAGCUCAAACUUGCCCUUGAUACCAGCUCGGCAAACCUAGAGGCCUGGAGAGAGAUGUGGGAUAUUAAUAGGGAUAUUGACAAAGGCUAUCCACGGGGACUCUGGGGCAGAACAGCAGCAAACACGAUUGAAAGUCACCUGAGCUCUAUACAGCGAUUACACGGAGAGGUUGAAAAUAUUCUCAAUACUCACCGCGGGCGCAAGCCAGCCAAAAUACUCAAGCUUGUCACAACUUCAGCACCAGACAUUUUGAGAAAAUUUGAAAUCAUUAAUACGCAAAUGUCUUCAGUCAAGAGUCUCUCCGAUGCUGCAUUCAAGAACAGGCAUCAGGCAGAAAUGGAUGCCGCAAAAUCAAAAGAGAUACUAGGGUCAGCAAAGGAGAUUAUGUUCCUGAGAGCUAUCUACGACUCGAGAAUUCCAUCCGGAGAUUUCUAUGACUCUUUUUGUGCUGCAAAAGCAAGAUUGCCAUCGCCCAAUGCCAAGCUGGAAAUGGAUAUAUACCGACAGUAUCUCGGCCCUUUGGACACGAGGUCAAUGCUUCAACUUCAAUACAACAUCUACCUCCCUGUCGCAUCCUUUUCAUUCUAUGAUUUGGUUGUUGAAGGUCCUUUACCCAUCGAGGCCGAGCCAACCUCGAGCUACAGUAGCUUUAUCGAGGCCUGCCAGGAAUCCAGGCUCAAUACCGCGAGGCAAUUCUUCAAGGUUGGUAAUACCUGGUUCGGAUCCAAGGAAAGUCGGGCAGCACCAGCUGUAGACAAAUCCUUCCGACAACACGGCGACUUGUGGCUGCAACGAUUAAAGCCCAUCUCGUCUAUCUUUUAUAGUCUGACGACUACAUACGAUGACUUACCAGACCAGGACUUCCCCCUAUCCGAACGUAUAAUGUUUGCCUUCAAGACAGCCGAGUACGGCUUUUUCUUUUGCGGAACAAAUUGGAUGGCCGACCUGAAAAUCAGAAAUGUCCAUUCAGGGCGAGACGGACAACAAACGCGACACUUCUACCUCGAAACCAAUGGAACACCACGCAGGACUCCACCAAAUGGCCAUAAUGAGCGACGGCGAAAUGCUCAUCAAUUUGCGAGGGACGCACUCCUAGUGGGCACCUUGAUACUUCAAGCCGGCACUGGUCAGUUUGCCAGUUAUUCGAGAAACCACAAAGGCGAGCAUUCCUUCUGCAUGCACCCCAUCGCGACGCAGAACAAUGCAGCUACCGAAACAAAAACUCUCAGUGAAGUUUGCAUGCUGCUGCAAAGAGCCAUCAGUGACGACUAUGCCAAGGCAGUGGAGACGUGUGUACAAUGCGGGGGCAAAUGGCUACGCGACAGUAAAAAUGAGUCUCUUAGUGCCGAAGAUCUCUGCAACAAAAUGCUGCAAGAGUAUUAUAAUCAUGUUUACCUACCGUGA